Messenger RNA from Cynoglossus semilaevis (tongue sole), 1863 nucleotides. RefSeq names its product solute carrier family 40 member 1. Gene Ontology annotation, cellular component: membrane. Gene Ontology annotation, biological process: iron ion transmembrane transport. Gene Ontology annotation, molecular function: iron ion transmembrane transporter activity. The transcript is spliced from 8 exons. The record is from RefSeq and is a predicted model, not a curated record. NCBI's taxonomy places the organism in Eukaryota, Metazoa, Chordata, Actinopteri, Pleuronectiformes, Cynoglossidae. The coding region runs from base 1 to 1746 and encodes 581 amino acids.
AUGUCCCAGAGAGCUGUUGCCUCCCACAGUGAUGGGGCUGUGGUUACGUUUGAGUCUGACGACAAAACUGAUGAAAGAACUAAAAAAGGCAGGAGUUUAGCAGGUUCAGCUCUCAUCUACAUUAAAGGUCCCAAGUUUCUCAUCUAUGUCAGUGGAGCGUUAUCAAUGUGGGGUGACCGCAUGUGGCAUUUUGCCAUCUCAGUGUUCCUGAUUGAGCUGUACGGUCGAAACCUGCUGCUGACCGCUGUGUUUGGAUUGGUGGUCGCAGGUUCAGUGCUGCUGCUGGGAGCUUUGAUUGGUGACUGGGUAGAUCGCAAUCCCAGGAAUAAAGUUGCACAUGCGUCUCUUUUCAUUCAGAACAUCUCAGUGACAGUGUGUAGCGUUGUGCUCAUGUUAGUGUUCUCCUACAAGCAACAGAUCGAAGAAAUCUGGGAUGGGUGGCUCACUGUGGUUUGUUACACGGUGGUGAUCGUCCUGGCAGAUGUGGCAAACCUUGCAAGCACGGCGCUGACCAUCGCCAUUCAGAGAGACUGGAUUGUGGUCAUAACAGGCUACAACAGCAGACAUCUCGCAGGGAUGAAUGCCACCAUGAGGCGAAUAGAUCAGGUGACCAACAUCCUGGCCCCACUAGCAGUGGGACAGGUCAUGACCCUGGCCUCUAAUGUAGUAGGCUGUGGCUUUAUCCUGGGCUGGAACCUGGUCUCUCUCAUUGUGGAGUUCUUGUUCCUGACACGGGUGUACCGCCUGGUCCCUGCUCUUUCGGUCAAACCACCGCUGGUGGAGGAGAAUCAGAUGUAUCUUCAGAGGAGAACACCACGCGAUGAUAGGUACGACCAAACGCCACCUGCGGCAGAAAGAGAUCACAACACAACCCUGCAGCUCAAAAAGCCGCUGCUGUGUUUGCAGAGGUUUCGUCGGUUACUCAGGACCUGUAAAGAAGGCUGGAAGGCCUACUAUCGCCAGCCGGUCUUCUUGGCAGGAAUGGGCCUGGCUUUUCUCUACACAACAGUACUGGGCUUCGACUGCAUCACAACGGGCUACGCCUACACCCAGGGUGUGAGUGGCUCUCUCCUGAGCCUCCUCAUGGGUGUGUCGGCCAUCACUGGACUGUUGGGCACAGUUAUGUUCACCAGACUCAGGAAGACCUUCGGCCUGGUUAACACAGGAAUCAUCUCCAGCUGCCUCCACCUCAGCUGUUUGAUGCUGUGCGUGAGCUCCGUGUUUGCCCCAGGCAGCCCCGUAGAUCUCAGCUUACUGAUGCCCUUCAUUACCUCCAACUCUUCCGUGUUUGGAGAGACAAUAAGCCAAAGGCAAAAACACACGUAUUUACUGAGAGGAGGCAGUAACCAACCGCUGCUCCCGGACCGCUCCUCCAUUCACUGGACCAACAACACUGUGCUGCUUGACAACAUCCCCUCUGGUACGGAGCCAGAGUCCUACAUCUCCAUCAUUCUGUUGUUUUCGGGCGUCAUCACUGCGCGCAUUGGUCUCUGGUCCUUUGACCUGACAGUGACCCAGCUCCUGCAGGAGAACAUCUGCGAAUCAGAGAGAGGAGUGGUAAAUGGAGUGCAGAGCUCCAUGAACUACCUGAUGGAUCUACUUCACUUCAUCAUGGUCAUCUCUGCUCCACAGCCACACCAUUUUGGCAUCCUUGUUAUCAUCUCUGUACUAUUCAUCACCGCUGGACACACCAUGUACUUUCUCUACUCUCACCGAGACAAGAGAAAACUUCGCCCUGACACAUAAGGUGUUUAAAGAUGCGAUGGUUCCAAAUCCUGACUCUACAUUGGUCCCAUCAAGAGGACGUCUACCUCCUGUUUCUUGCUUCUGAUGAAGAAGAAGAAUUCUGCUGAUGCCACCGGU